UUUCUAGAAGGCUAAAACCUUGCCCUCGCUUUACCACAUUUAUAUAUUGUCUGGACGUGACAAUAUCCUUCCAACGAUGACAUCGGCGACCAACUAGAAAAAAAUUACCUAAGGGCGCCUUAUCUUUACCCACAAAUUGUUACAUCCUUCGCAGUACUAUUCGCUCCUUGAACAUAUUGUCCAUCACAAUGGGAACAACGUCUGUUCGCCGGAACCUUUUCCAGAACCAUCUUAGCAGCCGCCCAAUCUCGAACCCUGCACCGAAUACCCGGACAUCAGGGCUUUCUUCUCAAGUAUUGCAGUCCAAUGUGCCCGAGUCAAACUCGUCCAACUCUGUCGGUCUCAUGGAUGAUGGUGAAAUUGUUGUGAAAGACAAAAAUGGCAGCUUUUCGCUGGAUAUACCCGUCUUGCCACCCAUUGUGGGUGAAGAUGAGGACGAGAUGGAAGGCAUUGAAACUGAAGGCACUGGCGGAGAAUCUACGGCUGCUACCGGAGCUGAAGCCACGGGACAGGGCGGAAUGAGCGGACGACAGAAAGAGAGAACCGGAACAGACAAACGAGUAGUGAACCACAAGAAAUUCUGA
This is a messenger RNA of Aspergillus nidulans FGSC A4, 584 nucleotides long. RefSeq lists its product as uncharacterized. NCBI's taxonomy places the organism in Eukaryota, Fungi, Ascomycota, Eurotiomycetes, Eurotiales, Aspergillaceae. The record is from RefSeq and is a predicted model, not a curated record. The transcript is spliced from 3 exons. Bases 189 to 584 code for a protein of 131 amino acids.